Messenger RNA from Zophobas morio, 1267 nucleotides. Its product is annotated as 1,5-anhydro-D-fructose reductase-like. Lineage: Eukaryota; Metazoa; Arthropoda; Insecta; Coleoptera; Tenebrionidae. Gene Ontology annotation, molecular function: oxidoreductase activity. The transcript has 5 exons. The coding region runs from base 168 to 1163 and encodes 331 amino acids. The record is from RefSeq and is a predicted model, not a curated record.
GCCAUGCUUACCCACUCGACUUUUAUCUGACCUUCAUUGUAACAUGAAGGUCUGCAGUAUACCUAUCUACUUAUAUAUAUUUGAAAACUUAGAAAGUGCAAAUUCACAAACUGCGUUUGAACAAUCAACGAUAGUUCGUGUCUGUGAUCACAUUUUCGCACGUUAACAUGGCAGCAAAAAUUUCGUUGACUCUACCAAGUGGUCAAAAAAUGCCAGCACUUGGACUAGGCACAUGGGAAGCAAGAAACGACGAAGAAAUUGAAACCUCUCUUAAUACUGCUCUACAACUUGGUUACCGUCACAUAGACACAGCUUUCGUUUACGAAAACGAAGCCGCAAUUGGACGAGUGCUAAAGCAAUGGAUAUCUUCUGGAAAGCUCAAAAGAGAAGACUUGUUUAUUACCACAAAACUGCCAAUGGUUGGAGUUCAUCCAGAUCGUGUAGAAAUGUUUAUUAAAAAAUCACUCGAAAGUCUUCAACUAGAUUAUGUAGAUUUGUAUUUGAUUCAUUUUCCUGUUGGUGCUAAAUUUAAGGAAGGAACCGUGAGGCCUUAUCUUAACGACAAUGGGGAAAUUGCUCUUGAGCCGAAAACAGACCACGCGGCCCUUUGGAAGAAAAUGGAAGAGCAAGUAGACGCAGGACGCACCAAGAACAUAGGUUUAUCAAACUACAACAUCUCCCAAAUCACCACAGUCCUCAAAUCCGCAAGAAUCAAGCCAGCUAAUUUGCAAGUCGAACUCCAUGUAUAUCUACAACAACGUCAACUCGUAGAUUUUUGCAAGAAAAACGGAAUUACAGUUGUUGCCUAUUGUCCCAUAGCGAAUCCAGGUUACAACAAAUUUUUAGUGCGAUUGGGACAACAGCCCAAACAACUUCCCAACCUAUUGGGCGAUCCAGAAGUCGCCAGAAUUGCACAAAAACACUCAAAGUCUCCAGCGCAGAUCGCUUUGAGGUUUCUCGUACAAAUUGGUGCAGCACCAAUUCCAAAAAGCGUGACACCAAAACGAAUUGAAGAAAAUAUCAGUAUUUUUGAUUUUAAUUUGGACGAAGGGGAUAUGAAGAUUUUGCUUGGACUGGACAAGGGAGAAGCAGGACGGCUUGCCGGAUUUGAGGUAUUCAAAGGGCUUGACAAACAUCCAGAUUUUCCAUUUUCGAAAGCGUGAGACUGUUAGGGAACAUGGGCGAUCGCAACAAAAUAACUGAGCAUAUCUAGACAUAAAAAAUUGUAAAAUUUACCUAUUUAUACAAUAUAAUAGAUGAUAGUUUA